AUGAUGGCUAAAUCAAGCACGUCUGUACGGUUUCAGAGCAGUUCCACAACGCUUCGGCUGCAAUUAUGUGUGCUCAUACCAGUUGUUCUCUUGAUACUAGUCGCAUUAGCCCUGAUAAUCUUCCCGCACUCCUCGAACAGUAUCGUAAAACAAGGCUUAUCCUCAUCGUCAUCAUUAUCUGUAGCACAUCCGUCAAUUGAACACAAUCACUCACAUCACAGACAUCAUCAUUCAGGCAGUUAUAAUCGAUCAUCUCUAGGAUCUGUUAUUCAUUUGCAACCCUCAAAGACGACGAAUUCCAACAAAUAUAUACGUUUACCGUCCAGUCAUCGACCAGUUCUCUAUACGUUAAAACUACAAGUAUUUUUACCGUAUCGAGAUGUGCUGAAUUUCGGUCAUUUGAAUUUCACGACAAAUGGUGAGUUGAGAAUUGAUUUUGAGUGCCGAGAGUCGACUGAUCGAGUGGUAUUGAAUGGGAAAAACUUGAGCAUAAAGACAUCAUCGAUUCUGUUGCUCGACAAUACGAAUCGAUCGAUUGCCGUUUCUGAGAUCAACGCGUUCCGAUAUGAAGCGGACGAUGUUUAUGCGAUCGAAUUUCGAUUUGACUCAAUGCUGAUUCGAGAUAAUCACUAUGUGCUAUUCAUCAACUAUCGUGGCUAUAUUGGUGAUGUUUGGAGUGGUGGAUUGUAUAAAGCUGUUUAUGAGGUCAAUGACGAACUUCGAACUUUGGCAACAACACAACUGCAGCCAACCGAUGCGAGUCGUAUGUUGCCGUGUUUCGAUGAGCCCGAAAUGAAGUCCUCUUUUCUCAUCACCGUUAUACACCCAACUGGUACCACAACGAUAUCGAAUUCACCCGCAAGACGAGUUCGUCACAUGAAUGAGGCAGAAUCAAAUUCUAUGGUGAAUCUGGUUGCAGAUGUACUUGCGGUUCCGGAGUUGCGCGUGUUGGCAAUGGAAAACUGGGGUUUAAUAGUGGUACGUCAGAAGUACAUUGUCUAUAAUCCACGACUGAAUAGUCUUCGUGAACGUCGUGUGGUCACCGAUGUUCUGGCACAUGAAGUGGCUCAUAUGUGGUUCGGUAAUUUGGUCACCAUGCGAUGGUGGAAUGACUUGUGGCUAAAUGAGGGAUUCGCUUCUAUGAUGGCACCGAAAGCUGCCGAUCAUGCCGAGAAUUCAACACUUCGCACUAGUCAAUAUUUUACGGCCGAUGUGGCACUGAAGGCGCUAUCGAAAGAUCAACACGCCAGAUCAACACAACCACUGAGUCUGAAGAAGAAUAGUGAUCGAAUUCAUGGACAGGACAGCAAGAUUCUUUACAAUAAAGGUGCUACAGUGCUCCGUAUGGUCGAAUCAACGCUAGGUGAAGACGUCUUUCGACGUGGUCUAAAUCCGUAUCUGCGAAAAUUUGCCUACGCAAACGCUGAUAAGGAUGAAUUCUUGGAAACCUUCGGCGCUAUGUUCAACGAAAGUGUCCAUCGAAAGGAUGCGUUCGUUUCGUCGAAUUUCGGCGUAUUCGAGUUCAUCGACUCAUGGAUUUAUCAACCUGGAUUCCCACUUCUUAAGGUACGUCGUAUACGAGGCCAUUUCGAGAUCUCACAAAGUAUAUUCGAUCUGGAUGAAAGUGCAGAUCUAGCGCAUUUACAGUGGAAAGUACCGAUAUUCACUGAACAUGGCGAUAAACGUGGUGUUAUUUGGUUGAAGGAAAAUGAAACUGUGCUUAUUGAAAACCACAGACGACCGUUUGUGAUCGAUUUUGAUUCGCAUGGUUAUUAUCGAAUUGAUUAUGAUGAGGAGACGUGGAAUGAUAUCAUUGAGUUGUUGCUAACAAGACAUGAGGAAUUACCCGUUUCUACACGGCUGAAACUGCUCGGUUGGUUGUGCUGA
Messenger RNA from Anisakis simplex (herring worm), 1887 nucleotides. The record is from the annotation of a GenBank genome assembly. NCBI's taxonomy places the organism in Eukaryota, Metazoa, Nematoda, Chromadorea, Rhabditida, Anisakidae.